This is a messenger RNA of Vitis riparia (riverbank grape), 948 nucleotides long. Its product is annotated as anaphase-promoting complex subunit 8-like. Bases 1 to 948 code for a protein of 315 amino acids. Gene Ontology annotation, molecular function: protein binding. NCBI's taxonomy places the organism in Eukaryota, Viridiplantae, Streptophyta, Magnoliopsida, Vitales, Vitaceae. Gene Ontology annotation, biological process: cell division. The transcript has a single exon. The record is from RefSeq and is a predicted model, not a curated record.
AUGCGGGUCGUUGAAGAAGAUCAAAUCAGAUGGAAAGGCUUGGGAUCAUUUUUCUUUCGCCAGUUGCCUGGAUUAUUGCAUUCGAUACUUGUGGAGAUGGGAAGCAGUGAAGACAUGGAUAUGUAUUCCAAUGUGCUAUACGUAAAGGAGUGUUUCUCCACUUUGAGUUACCUUGCUCACAGGGUAUCCUUGACUGAUAAAUAUAGACCUGAGUCUUGUUGCAUUAUUGGGAACUAUUAUAGUUUGAAGAGGCAGCAUGAGAAGUCAGUUGUGUAUUUUAGGAGGGCACUCAAAUUGAACAAAAAUUACUUAUCUGCUUGGACACUCAUGGGUCAUGAGUAUGUUGAGAUGAAGAACACUCUAGCUGUUGUUGAUGCCUAUCGAAGGGCUAUAGAUAUAAAUCCGUGUGAUUAUCAAGCCUGGUAUGGGUUGAGACGAGUAUAUGAGAUGAUGAGCAUGCCCUAUUAUGCUCUUCAUUACUUUCGAAAAUCAGUUUUCCUACAGCCAAAUGAUUCUCAGUUAUGGAUUGCCAUGGGUCAGUGCUAUGAAACCGACCAGCUUCAAAUGCUUGAGGAUGCCAUCAAGUGUUACAAAAGGGCAACAAAUUUUAAUGACACUGAGGCAAUAGCUCUGCACCAGCUAGCAAAGCUAAGUAAGGAUCUGAAGCGUUCUGAAGAAGCUGCAUUUUACUACAAAAAAAAAAAAAAAAAAAAAGAUUUGGAGAUGAUGGAAGCUGAAGAGAGGGAAGGGCCAAAUUUGGUUGAAGCUCUGUUUUUUCUUGCUACAUACUACAAAUCCCAGAAGAGAUUUAAAGAAGCAGAGAUCUAUUGCACCCGUCUUCUUGAUUACACUGGCCUAGAGAAGGAAACUGCAAAGAGUUUACUUCGGGGAAUAAGAAAAGCACAAUCUGGUUUCCCUUCUAUUGAUAUUGAGCAUUUGCCCCCCUGA